AAAUGGUGUUUAUCUGUUUCGUCUUCUCCAGUUACAAAAUCCAAUAUUUAUAUUAAAUUCGCAAGUUUCAAUGGCAAACAAUGUGUAAAAAAAACAAAACUUUUGGAAUACAUUCGACUAAAUUAUUUGAAUAUAUUAUCAAUGACCAUCCAAACUUUUCAACGAGUUGUGAGGAAAUAUCGAAGCUUUUCGUGAAAAAUCAGGGGUUAUAAACACGGUGAAAGAAUACGUGAUAUGACGGAUUCUGGCGCGAGGGACAAUUUUUUCAAUGCUGCCAAGAGACUGAUCGACAGUGAGAUCGAGCUCAUUAAUAUCGUUGAGAGCUCGAGACGCACAAGUUCGAGAAAUAUUAAGAGAGACGAUACAAUGUCUAAGCCUUCUAGGAACAACAAACAGGCUGACAAGGCGGCCACAAAGAAAUCUAAAGUAAAACCGUCACCGGCAUUAGUUGCUGCAAAACGUGAAGCUGCACAGAAGAAACAAUCUCAAUCAAAGAAACUGGAAAAUAUUUUUAUAAGGGAUAUUUAUCAAAGCGCAAUAGAAGCAAAGAACAUGAUUCGUGGAGCAACUGGUCUAACAUACGAUCGUUCUAUGGCAGAACAUUAUUGUCUUUGGGACAAAAAUCAUCCUGAAUGUCCAGAGAGAUUCACAAGAGUUUUGGAACGAUGCAGGGAACUUGGUCUCAUCGAGAGGUGCCAAUUCAUCAGCCCAAUGGUUGCCAAACAAGAAGAAAUUCUUCUGAAACAUACACAGAGCCAAAUUGACAUGCUUCGAGCGACAGAGGGUUGCGAGGAUAACGAAGCUUUAGAAAAAAUUGCAUCAAGAUACGAUGCCAUUUAUAUUCAUCCGUCAACUUACAAACUUUCACUAUUAGCAACUGGUUCAACAAUCAAUCUCUUCGAAAAAAUUUGUCGUGGCAAUGUGCAAAAUGGGAUGGCCGUAAUAAGACCACCGGGACAUCAUGCAAUGAAAUCAGAAUAUUGCGGCUACUGUUUUUUUAACAAUGUUGCAAUAGGGGCUGAAAAGAUGCUGAGAAGCAACCUGGCUAAAAAAAUUUUAAUAGUCGAUUGGGAUGUUCAUCACGGUCAAGCUACACAACAGAUGUUUUAUGAUGAUCCCAGGGUUGUAUAUUUCUCAAUUCAUCGGUAUGAGAACGGAGAAUUUUGGCCAAACUUGAGAGAAUCCGAUUAUCAUUAUGUUGGUGAAAAAGAUGGAACUGGUUAUAAUUUCAAUGUACCUUUGAACAAAACUGGAAUGACGAAUGGCGAUUAUUUGGCAAUAUUUCAUCAAAUUCUUCUGCCAAUGGCCUAUGAGUUUCAACCGGAUCUCGUUAUCGUCUCGGCUGGUUUUGAUUGUGCCCUCGGCUGUCCCGAGGGUGAAAUGGAAGUUACUCCAGGGUUCUUUCCUCAUUUACUUUCGUCAUUGUUGUCUCUGGCUAAUGGUAAAGUCGCUGUGGUGCUGGAGGGCGGUUACUGCCUGGACUCGUUAUCAGAAGCUGCUGCACUUACCUUACGAACACUCCUUGGCGAUCCAUGUCCUCCCUAUCAAGAUCUCGAACCUCCCUGCGAAACACUGAAAGAAACGAUUCUGAACGUAAUUUAUGCUCACCGAGCCUACUGGAAAUGCUUCCAGUUCCAAGAAUCUUUCAGUAUUCAUUCAGAGUCCGAAAAUCGUGAGGAAAAUAACAACAGACAUUUGCCAGUCGUCAUUUACAAGGGUGACGAGACGAAACCUGAUCAUUAUGAAACUCGCGAUUGCUAUCCAGUGCAGAGCGAAACGGUCGUCAGGCAUUUGAAAAAUCGUCUCGUUGCGUUGAAACAAGUCACGCAUUUGGGGAAAGCGCCGAAGCGCGUUACUCUCGUAUACGACGAGCGAAUGCUCAAACACUGCGAUCCAACGGACGAUUCACAUCCGGAAAAACCGGAUCGUAUUUCCGGUAUAUUUACAAAACACGAAGAAUACGAAUUAUUAAAUCGUUGUCAGGUGAUCAAAGGACGCGAAGCAACGGAGGAAGAGUUGCUCUUAGCUCAUUCGGCGAGUCAUGUAAACGACAUGAGGGAAACAUGCACCGCGAAACCUGGUGAAUUGAAGAAAAAAGGUGGGAAGUUAAACUCCGUUUUUCUGAACCGGGACACGUGGAAUAGUGCCUGCGUCGCUGCUGGUUCGGUGCUUCAAGUUGUCGACAGCGUUUUGAAUGGAGAGAGCCAAUCCGGAGUCGCGAUCGUGAGGCCACCUGGACAUCACGCCGACGACGAGACCGCUUGUGGUUUUUGCAUUUUUAACAACAUUGCUGUCGCUGCUAAAUAUGCAACACGAUUCCACCAUUUGAAAAGAGUGUUGAUCGUCGACUGGGACAUCCAUCACGGGAAUGGAACUCAAGCCAUUCUCGUAGACGAUCCAAACGUCUUGUAUAUCUCAAUUCAUCGAUACGACAACGCUGCUUUCUUCCCGAAUUCUAAAGAAGCGAACUACACGUUCGUUGGCACGGGUGCCGGCGAAGGGUACACCGUCAAUAUACCUUGGAACCGAAAACGAAUGGGUGAUGCAGAAUACAUCGCUGCUUUCCAACAAAUAGUAAUGCCAAUUGCUUAUCAAUUCAAUCCUGAAUUGGUGCUGAUAUCUGCAGGUUUUGACGCUUGCAUUGGUGAUCCACUCGGUGGUUACACCGUAUCCCCGGAAACUUAUGGUCACUUGACUCACUGGUUGUCGGGAUUGGCGAAUGGUCGCGUUGUGAUAGCGCUCGAAGGUGGUUACAACGUGAAUUCAAUAUCAUAUGCAAUGACGAUGUGUACAAAGGCAUUACUGGGCGAUCCAUUGCCAGCGCUCGGAGUUUAUCAAGCGCCUUGUCCAAGUGCGAUAUCGACCAUUAAAAAUGUUCUCAAAAUUCAUAAACAAUACUGGCCGAAUUUGUGUUUCCAAAUGGCAUUACCAAAGGAAAAUAUUUUGCCAGAAGCAAAAUCAUUCGAGAGUAAAAACACCGUUUUAUCGAGUCCAUUGACCGAAACAAAAAUAGCUUUCGAGGAAAUUGAGAAUGAAAAGCUUGAGAUGAGCAUGCGAGAACGCCAACGCUUGGAAACUAUAACUGCCGAAGAAAUGGCUGAAUUGCAAAAAGAAAUUGAGAAAAUGACCAUUCUCAAAACUGCCAAAGAAUGUAUUGACCCAGGACAAAAAGAUUUGGGUGGUCAAAAUAAUGGAUCUACUUCCGGUGCCAGUGGUAGCGGUCAGCAACAAGAUCAAGGCGAAGCUUCAGGCGUAACAGCCAAUCCAAGCCUGCUUGAUUAUCUUUCAGAUAAUAUCCAGGCUCUAGUUCAAGGCGAAAUGUUCGCAAUAAUACCAUUGAGGGAUUGCCCUCAUCUCGACACCGUCGAGGAAGUUCCAGUAAGCGGAAUAAACGUUCGCGAUCCUUGUCAAGAAUGUGGUAGCACAGCUGAAAAUUGGAUUUGUCUGCGAUGCUACACCGUCCACUGUGCUCGCAAUAUCAAUGAACACGCAAUAAUGCAUGGCCAAACAGCCGAGCAUCCCUUGACUCUGAGUUUUAGCGAUCUCUCGGUUUGGUGUUAUGGGUGCGAGGCCUAUAUCGACAAUCCGCGAUUGUUUGCUGCGCGAAACGCGGCACACUUGAGUAAAUUUAAUCACGAGCUACCGUGGACGUAUAACGAAGAUUCAUCAAAUGCGAGAGAGUGAAAUCGACAUGGAAAAUAUUUUGAAAAUAUAUACAUAUUCCGAAAAAUACAAAUAUAAACAAUAGUUUCAUAUUAUUUUUACAAUGUACAGCCUAAUGCGUUAUUAUAGCCAGAGAUAUUGACAUAUAUUUAUUUUAUUAAAGCUUUGCUAAAUCUUA
Venturia canescens is the source of this 3841-nucleotide messenger RNA. RefSeq names its product histone deacetylase 6 (gene HDAC6). Gene Ontology annotation, cellular component: histone deacetylase complex. Bases 235 to 3684 code for a protein of 1149 amino acids. The record is from RefSeq and is a predicted model, not a curated record. NCBI's taxonomy places the organism in Eukaryota, Metazoa, Arthropoda, Insecta, Hymenoptera, Ichneumonidae. Gene Ontology annotation, biological process: negative regulation of transcription by RNA polymerase II. The transcript is spliced from 15 exons. Gene Ontology annotation, molecular function: transcription factor binding; zinc ion binding; histone deacetylase activity.